Arctia plantaginis is the source of this 933-nucleotide messenger RNA. The record is from the annotation of a GenBank genome assembly. Lineage: Eukaryota; Metazoa; Arthropoda; Insecta; Lepidoptera; Erebidae.
AUGUAUGGAGGGCAUAACAUCAAGACCCAGCUGUUUGAGCUCGUGUUGCAAAUAUGGGAAGUGGAAUUGGUUCUACAGGACUGGAACGAUGCCACUAUAAGCAAAUUAUACAAAGGGAAAGGUGACCUCUCGAACUGUAGCUCGUAUAGAGGCAUCGCCUUGCUGUCUGCUGCUGGCAAGAUAAUGGCGCAUAUUAUUAAUGGCCUAGUUAAGCAGGCUGAGAGUUUUCUUCCUGUAAGCCAAUGUGGCUUUAGACCAAAUAGAGGCACAGUUGAUGCUGUCUUUGUUCUAAGACAGCUUCAAGAAAAAUACCUUGAACAGCAUUGCGCCCUCUAUAUGUGUUUUGUCGACCUCGAAAUGGCUUUCGACCGUGUCCCAAGGGCUGCCCUUUGGAUUGUCCGGGAGAGGUAUGGGUGUGCACCAAAAUUUGCCAAUUGUCCAAAGUUUGAAAAUUGCUUUACAACACAAUUCCCAGUAACAAGUGGCGUUAAACAGGGCUGUGUCAUGGCACCUACACUUUUUGCCAUUUACUUGUCUGCGGUAAUGAAUGACGUCAUUAAGAAAUCUGGGAAUGGACAAACCCUCAGUGUUCGCAUGGACAGAUUCGGACAGUAUUCGACCAAUCGCGCUUCAAAGCAAAACGCAAAGUCACUACUGUCCCCGUUACCGAAACUCAAUAUGCCGACGAUGCCUGUUUUAUGGCUGGUAGCCUUGCUGAUCUCCAGGAAUGUCUCGACAAUUAAGACGAAUAGUGCCGCAAAUUUGGCUUGAGCUUACUACAUCACGAUCCUUUCAACUAUCUGGACUGUACCUGUAUUUAAGCCCCGCUGUGUACCCGUAACCGACGGUCGUGUGUUGCGCAUCCGACUGCUCCGAUGCUCUAUCGGCAGUCGAAGAGAUGCACACAAUGGAGACACACAGAGGUCAAGUUAG